Messenger RNA from Pecten maximus, 4951 nucleotides. RefSeq names its product Rieske domain-containing protein-like. The transcript has 3 exons. Bases 94 to 564 code for a protein of 156 amino acids. Gene Ontology annotation, molecular function: 2 iron, 2 sulfur cluster binding. NCBI's taxonomy places the organism in Eukaryota, Metazoa, Mollusca, Bivalvia, Pectinida, Pectinidae. The record is from RefSeq and is a predicted model, not a curated record.
GCCUUGACCUCUCACCCAAGUUGUAAACAGAAAAAUAGUGAAAAUGGAAAUUCUGUGUCUGCGAACAAGUUUUGAUAAUGUUCUAAUUCAACGAUGAAGAUGACGGAAAAUAAGCUUUUCUUUCCAGUAAAGGAGAUUCAAUAUAAAGAACUGUUUGACUGGGCUGAUCCUGGACAGAGAUAUAAGACAUCUUCAGUAUCAGUUCCUCAGAAGAAUGGUCUCCUUCGACAGAACAGUCGCACAGGUACCUUGGUCGACUGCAACAAAAUGAAAAUUGCCUUGUUCAGACACGGAGAGCAGGUGUUUGCUGUAAAUGAAAAAUGCCCACAUGCAGGAGGUCCUCUACAUUUGGGUGACAUUGAGGAGAUGCCAGAAGGAGGAUUGUGUGUACGCUGCCCAUGGCAUAGUUGGCGGUUUGACCUGAACACAGGGAAGGUUACAAUGCCACAUGGGCGUGACUUGUCCACAAUUGUAUACCCAGUAAGAGUUGACCAGGCUGGUAUCAUUUCUAUAGGAUUUGACAAAUUUGCAGACAGCUAUUUUGCUGCAGAAGAGGAAUUUUAAUUCUGCAUUUGUUCAAUUAUGCAGUAACCAGAAAAAAAUUAAUUUCAAUUCUGAAGUACUGUUGAAACUUUUUGUUUUAAAAAGGCUAUUUUUUUUUUAUUUUUUUUUUUAAUAUUGUUUAUUUAAUGUGUUCAAAGUCUUUAAAAGAGGCUUUCUUUUUUUUCUAUUCAUUGUUAAACUUUUAAAAAUUGUGUUGUUAUUAUUCAUUUUAACAAGAAUGUUGGUUUGAGUCUUUUCUUUAUUAGGAUUUUUAUAAUUUUUCAUUAAGAUUGUUUUAGUCUCUGUUUGGCAUAUUGAGAUUGUACAUAUGUGUAAGCAAAUUGAUUUUAACUAUUUAAUGAUAUGCUGGACCAGUUGAUGUUAAUUAUCACAAGUACUAUAACAAGUUAUUGUUUAGAAUUUACAUAGUGAAAUGUAUAGAUACCGGUAUGAAUAUUGUUUUACUAGAAGUGGCAUUUGAUAUUUAAUAUAUCUAUAGGGCUGGUGUAUUUUAAAUUUUGAUUACAGUUAAUUAGUUAAUUGUCAAGAUUUUCUCUUUCUUCUUAAGACCACAGUGUAUUUUUUAUGUUAUAUGUAUAAAAUGUAUGUUGUUGAAGUUUUGUUUUGAGCUUAAUGUAAUGUUAUUUCUUGGUUCCCUAUACAAUUGAUGUAUUUAAGGUAUCUUUAGAGGUUUGUACCAUCUAAAAUAUCUGAACAUCUGACACCAGGAAUGAAAGUACCAGUGAAUAUUUUAUCUGUAAUUGGAAGGAGAAAUGAAAAAUACCCCUUCUGUUCUGGGUCUCAAAACUAGUGACCUAUUUUUCGAGCUCUGAGUUGACAUCCUACCACUAGGCUAAAGGGAAAUGCUGGCUAGCCAGAACUUAUACAGUGACCUUAUGCUCUUUGGUUUUACACUACUGUCUCCUUCACAAAUGUCUUCAUUUCCCAAAGACAACCACAUCCCAGGUUUUGUCCAAGCUCUAGGAAACUUCUUAAUCUCCUAUAGUUUUCAGAGGGAGUGCAUGGUCAUCACACCAAAUCUGUAAGAGGAAGGAACAAUGAAAACUACCCUUCUGGCACUAGGCCUCACACUAUAGUGACCUUUCACUCUAUGAGCAGACAUCCUAACACUAGGCUAAAGGGGAAUUCCCACUAGCUUGUUAUCAAGUGACCUUAUAAUCUCCGCGUUAACAAAUGUACCAGUUAAUACAGUACAUGGUGAAGUUCAGGAUAUCCCUUUAUGUAAUUAUACAUGUAUAUACACUGUAUAUGUAGCUACAAAGGAUAAGCUGACUUUCUGUUAUAAGCCUGAGUUACUGUAGUUCAUAAAAUAAAGAAGACUAUUUCCUUUAGUAUACACAAAAACUAGUCAUCAUUAUAUAUAUAUACUGACCUUUUCUAGUCAAUGUUAUCAAGUUUGUUGGUAGCAAUCUCAACAGAGUCAAAAGCUACAAAUAUCAAAUGAUAACAAAUUAACAUUAUUAAAUAUCAUUACAUAAUAUUAAGAAGUUUCCUUAGAGAGUCACCAUAUUAAAUUGGGAACUGAUAUUAUACAGAUAUGUUUCAUACAGUAUUGCAUCAAGUUGUACAUGUAAACAUGCACAUACAUUAUAUACAUGUUUUUUUAACGCUUUCUGCAUUUUCAAUCUUAAUGUCAUAAUGUUCUUGUGUUCAUGUUCAUAAAAUUGUGAUGAUACAUAACCAGACUAUGCCAGUGUCUGUAACAUCAUUUUUAACCACCCAUGUUUUAAAAUGGAUUUUGGUUCUAAAAUCAUAUUUUGUUUCAGUUGUAUUCUUGCUUUACUUUUCCUUUUGUGUUGGUCUGUCCCCUUUUGUUGUCUUGUCUUUUGUUUUGUACUAUACAUUGUAAUCUGCUCAGUUACACCAACAGUUGAGUUCUAAGAUUGUACCAAUGUGUGGGUGCCGUUGUACAUUUUACCAGUAUUAUUUUCCAGCUUUAAUCUUUUUCAGCUCUAAGAUAUGAGAAAUUUUUAGUUCAUCUGUUGUUUUACAUAUCACAUUUCCUUGUUUUUCUUUAACUUUUAAUAUAUAUUUUUUAUUGUUUUCCUUCUUUUUAGAGCAUGAAAAAGGCGAAAAAUCUUAAUAUUUAAGUAAUGUUUUUUCCUACUUAAUCAUUUAAUGUGCAGGUCCAUAUUUCAUGAGUAUACCUUUAUAAACAUUAAAUCGUCAUAUGGUUCUGCUCUACUGUAGAUGUGUUAAUGCAAGCAUGCAAUCAUAGUGUGAAUCAUAAUUCCAGAAAAUAUGCAAUUUUUGCCUCAAACAUUGCCAAUCCUAGAAAUAUUUGUCAGUAUGAGAAUUAUGGGACCAAAGGUUUUUUAAAAUCUGAAAUAGGCCAAUAAAACACCAGAAACCUUCAGAUUAGUUUAGUUGUGACUUCAUUUCAAGUGUGGUGUGGUUCUUUUUUCACCUAAAAUAGACUUUGAGGUGAGGUGCUGUUGUGUGUAGAAUGUUUUGACUUUGAGGAUGUGUUUAGCAUUCUGAGAUCUCCUGUUUUACCAGAUUAUCAUAAGUCAGGCUAAUGUGUAGAUGCCUGUUAACAUUAUAUAUUAAGAUAAACUUGUACUUCAUCAAUCCAAAGUUAACAUUUAUCUGUAAAUUUACUUCAAAAAUUUUUUGUGGGUUUGUAGUUAAAUAUAUGAUCAUCAAUGUUGUUAUGUCACCUGAGACGAAGUUUCAAGUGACCUAUUCUAGAUGUCUUAUCUCCGUUAUUGUGCCUGGUUCGUUGUGUGUAAACAAUUUACAUUUUUAACUUCUACUUUGAAACCUGGAACUUAUUUCAAUGAUCUUUUCUUUUUUUAGAAAAGUCCCUAGCAGGGUUAAAUGGGGUCAAAUUGACUGAAAUUUCAAAAGCUUUCUCAAGAUAGAAUCCAAUACUCUUCAUAGAUGGAAAGGUUUCAAGAUGCUUUAUCAAAAUUGUGAAUUUCAUUACUCUGGUGGCUCAUGUUUCUUCUUGGGGAGGGGGUAUACUUGACACUUUAAGUUUUGUAGGGAAAUCACGCUUUUAAGCAUGAUUCAUUUAAUUGCCAUAGGAAAUAAUGCAUGGUAACUUAGUUAGAAUUUAUCUGUGUGGGAUGGUAGUUUGAUGGUAUGCACACAAUGGCCUUGGCAGGCUGCCAUUGGCUGAUAGGCAAUGCGAAAAAAGGUCAAAUUGACAUAUUUUCAAGCAUCUUCUCAAUACCCAGAUAUGAUAGUAUCAUAUAAAUUGUACUUUUCAUAGAUGGGAAGGUCAUAGUUGCGUUCCCAGUGUUGACUGGAGGAUGGGACCACCAGAUUUGUGGUGAUGACUUAAGGAUGGGUGCAACAGAUUAAUGGUGAUGACUUGAGGAUGGGCAAACCAGAUUAGUGGUCAUUUGGAUAAUUGGACCACCAUGAUUGGAUAGUAGGACAACCAGAUCAGUAGUGACUAGAUUGUUGAGCCACUAGAUUAGUUCUAUGUGAAAAGUAGGGUCAUAGGAUUAUUUUGACUGGAUUUGUGAAGAUCCCCAGUAAAACAGUACCUAGGCUACAUUCUCAUAUGUAUCACCCAUAUAUCAAUCUUUAUUUCUGAUGUUUUGGUAUUUAAUACUGUAGGCUAUAUCGUGUAGAUGUGUGAUAAUGUAAAAUAUAUUUUCCAUAACACAUGUUUAUGACAUUAACUUCACUUGCCAUUGUUACGAUUUUGUUAUCCUAUUUUAUGAGUGAUAUAAUUAUCUAAAUUAUUGAUAUGCAUGAUUUUAUUUUGUUACAAAAUAUGAAAAAAAAAUUAAGACAAAUGUUAAUAUCUAUCACUGCUAUUUCAUUCUUAACUAUGAUCUAUUUUACAUCAGUUAUUUGAAGAGAAAUACUGAGUAUCAUUCAUGUCAGAUCUGAUCAAGGGAUAACAUCCAUACAACUGUCAAUACACUGUAUAACAUACACACAUGUACGUCACCAAACCUGUUAUAUAUCACAGACAGACGGGAUAACGUCCACAUAACUGUUAAUACACUGUAUAACAUACGUCACCAAACCUGUUAUAUAUCACAGUGAUAAAGACGGGAUAACGUCCACAUAACUGUUAAUACACUGUAUAACAUACGUCACCAAACCUGUUAUAUAUCACAGUGAUAAAGACGGGAUAACGUCCACAUAACUGUUAAUACACUGUAUAACAUACGUCACCAAACCUGUUAUAUAUCACAGACAGACGGGAUAACGUCCACAUAACUGUUAAUACACUGUAUAACAUACGUCACCAAACCUGUUAUAUAUCACAGUGAUAAAGACGGGAUAACGUCCACAUAACUGUUAAUACACUGUAUAACAUACGUCACCAAACCUGUUAUAUAUCACAGACAGACGGGAUAACGUCCACAUAACUGUUAAUACACUGUAUAACAUACGUCACCAAACCUGUUAUAUAUCACAG